AGUUUUUCUUUGCUUAUUUUUGCUGCAGCUUCCUCAAUCUAGCUACAGGCUAUAGAUCUGGUACCAAUCUUGUGCUUCUUUUGCUCUGCCUUUACACACUUCUCACCAUGUUCUUCGCUUAUUCUCAGCUUCCUUAGUUUACGGAAUUUUCUUCAUGGCGGAAAUUGCAACACUAAUUCUUGAAAUCAUAAAGUGUGUAGCACCUCCAACACAAAAUUGUGUAGAUAAUCACAGAAACUUCAAAGAAAAUGCCGAAGAUCUGAGAAACAAAUUGAGAAUUCUUGAUGGUAGAAAAGAAGAUGUAGAAACAAGGCUACAAGAUGAGGUUUGCUCAGAAAAACAGGCCAAAAAUGAAGUGGUGGUAUGGCUUCAAGAUGUAGAGAAGAUCAAUGUUGAAAUUCAAGAUGUUUUAAAAAGGGUGCACAGUGCUUCAUACUUCUCGCGAGCUCGCCUUGGAAAACUUGCUCGUGAAAAAAUUAAUGCCGUGGAUGCAAUUCUUCAGCGAGGUAGUUUUCCUGAAGGACUAGUAGUUAAUAAGCCUGCAACUACUUUGCCUUUACCAGUAGAGAAUCUAGAAGGCGAGGAUUCUGUGAAGGAAAAGAUAUGGGGAUACUUGACAGGGAAUCAGUUCCAAAUGGUUGGAGUUUGUGGAAUCGGGGGUGUUGGGAAGACCACCAUUAUGAAGCAUAUCCAUAAUGAAUUAUUAAAGGGGUCAAGAUUUGAUAAAGUGAUUUGGGCCACUGUCUCAUAUCCACUCAAUGUUGUGAGAUUACAGCAUGAAAUUGCAAAGGCAAUGAAUGAAAAACUGCCAGAGGAUGAUCAUGAUGAGCAAAGACAGGCUUCAAGAUUGAUGCAUCUUAUGGGAAAAGGGAAAUAUGUGUUGAUUUUAGAUGAUGUGUGGGAAAGGUUCACUCUGGAGUGUGUUGGAAUUCCGCCACCAACAUUGCAAAAUGAGUGCAAGCUAGUUAUUACCAGCAGAGAGGUGGAUGUCUGCAAUUUCUUGGGUUGUAAAGUCGUUAAAGUGCAACCUCUUUCCAAGCAAGAGUCUUUGAAUUUGUUCUUAGAUAAGGUGGGCAGGGAAAUUCUACAAAUUCCAGAAUUGGAAGCAAUUUUGAAUCUUAUGGUGGACGAGUGUGCUGGACUUCCCUUGGCGAUUGUUGUAAUAGCUAGGAGCAUGAAAGGAGUAACUGAUGUUCAGCAGUGGAGGCAUGCUUUAAAUGAAUUACGUGAACGCCUUAGAGAUAUAGCCAAGGGUUCAGGAGAUGAGAUAUUUGAGCGGUUGAAGUUUAGCUAUGAUCGUUUGCAAGAUUCAAAUAUCCAAAAUUGUUUCUUAUCUUACUCAUUAUAUCCUGAAGACUAUACAACUACAAAAAAAGAUCUGGUUGAACAAUGGAUUGAUGAGGGACUUAUUGAAGAAUUAAGGAGCAGACAAGCAAUGCUUGAUAAGGGACAAACCAUAUUAAAUGGGCUUAAAAACAGUUGUCUGUUAGAGGAAGCUUAUUCUAACGACAGUAUUAAAAUGCAUGAUGUUGUGAGAGAUAUGGCAUUACGCAUCAAGAGCAUCGGUCCUCAAUUUAUGGUGAAAGCUCGUAUGGGCCUAACAGAGAUACCAGAUGAGCAUGAAUGGGCUGAAAAUCUUGAAAAGGUUUCCUUGAUGCAGAAUGAAAUUUCAGAUAUUCCCCCAAACACGUGCCCAAAUUGUCCCAUUCUCACAACCUUGAUGCUGCAAGGGAAUAGCAAAUUGACCAAAAUUCCAGAUUGCUUUUUUAAAAACAUGCAAGGGCUCAAGUGUCUAAAUCUUUCUGGAAUUAGCAUUGAAAGUCUACCUCAUUCCAUCUGCAAUUUGGAGAAUCUUACUACAUUGCUCCUGCGUGGUUGUCGGCAAUUAAAACAUGUGCCUUGCUUAGCAAAGCUUAAGGCAUUGAAGAAGUUGGAUAUGUUUGAGGCGGGAAUUGAUGUGGUCCCUGAAGGCAUUGAUAUGCUUGUAAAUCUCCAAUAUCUUGAUUUAUGGUGUCCAGAAUUGGUGGAGCUAUCGACACAAAUACUCGGUAACCUCUCUCACCUCCAGCACUUGACAGUAUAUUGCAGAUCGACCACUUUAAAGAUAAAAGGAGAAGAAGUAAGAGGAUUGAAGAAGUUGGAGACUUUUCAAGCUCAAUUGUAUGACUUGCAAGAUUUGAACAAUUAUGUUAAGUCUAAUCAUUUUAAAAGAUUGAGUAAUUACCAGCUUGUGCUUGGACAAGUGGAGGGCAACUUUGAUCUUUCCAUUCAUUUGUCUAAAGUAAUAAGUUUAGGAGAAUGUGAGAUAGGUGGAGAAGAUAGUGUGGUGCUUCCAGAUGACGUGGAGGAUCUAUGGAUUCAUCGGUGUAGAAAAUUUAGAAGCUUAAGUGAUAUUUAUUCUCCCCAAAAAACAACUGAGUUGAGAAACUGUUCUGUUACUGAGUGUGAAGAGAUAGAGUGUGUGGUUGACAUGGUUACGUCAUCAUCAUCUUUCAUUAAUAACCUUGAAUGGCUAUGGCUUGAUAACUUGCCCAACUUGAGUGUUGUUGUGAACGUGGAAGGAGUAGAAGCAACAUCGCCUCACAUCUUUUCCAAUCUUAAAUUCUUUGAGAUGUGGGAAUGUUCUACAAUGAAGAGGUUGUUUUCAUUUGAGCUGCUGCAAGGCCUCCAAAACUUGGAGCAGAUUAGAGUUUGGAAUUGUCAACAAAUGGAGGAAAUAAUAGGGUGGGAAGGAGAAGAGGAAAAUCACACAGCUGAUGCAACUACUACUACUACAUUCACUCUUCCAAAAUUAACAGAGUUGACUUUGCAUAAUUUACCAGAAUUGAAGAGAAUCUGCCCCACAAGAGGAGUAAUAGUUUGUGAUUCUCUCGGAUGGUUAGCAAUAAAGGAAUGUCCAAAGUUAAGGAGGAUUCCCCUGGUAGGGAAUGUACGGCCAUCUCCUCCUGCUGCUCUAGAGGAAAUCCAGAUAAAGCCAAAAGAAUUAUGGGAAUCACUGGAGUGGGACGAUCCCAAUGCCAAAAAUGUCCUUCAACCCUCUCUGCAUUUUCCUACUUAUUGAGGACUGCAAAUGGAAAGUUUUGCAUCAAAUCAAAUGGCUGAGAUCCA
Messenger RNA from Rubroshorea leprosula, 3108 nucleotides. NCBI's taxonomy places the organism in Eukaryota, Viridiplantae, Streptophyta, Magnoliopsida, Malvales, Dipterocarpaceae. The record is from the annotation of a GenBank genome assembly.